UUGACGAAAAAUCGAGACAUACAGAACAUAAUGAAAAGAACCAACCACAUAAUUUGCUUUAUUGUGAUCCUCCAGGCUGCCUUAGCUGAAGAGGACGCAAGAGAAGGGGCACAGGUCACUCCUGGGAAUACAGAUGUUUGUCCAUACUGGGACUUCACUUAUCCAUACACCAGUGGAGUGGACUCUUCUUGUUGGUUUUCUGUGUCAGAAUCAACCAAGAAAAGGUUCCUUCACGAAGUUGCACAGAACUCAUACAGUCUUGUAAAUUUUGUGCUCCGCUUUGAGAAUGUUUCCAGCAAACAAAUCAAUGAAACAAGAUGCGUUAUACAAGGUAACAAAUGGACGUGGACAUUUCCUGGACCUAAAGGGUCCAGACAAUACUUAAACUGGCCAUUAGGCUACCGAGUCUGGUCUCUCGGUCUCUUGGAUGUCAACACCCUGGAACAUUUUUCUGUUCCGUUAAGAGUUCAUGGAAAUUGUCAAAUCCAAUAUGGUGCUAACGAGACAACACAACGGAUUUCCUUAGCUCUAGCCAAUCUGACAGAUUAUCUUGAAUCUAAAACUAAGGAUCGCGAUAUUAACGGGAUGGCGGAGUAUUAUAAUCAGAGCUACUGGUGUUACAGGGAACGCAUAUUCAUCAAGAGUCAUGCACUUUAUUCGCUCUGUCUUAAUGUCAUUUGUCCUUUGGAAGCAAUGGGCUAUCGAUGUUGUCGCUGGAAGUGGAAAUUCGUGGCGAAAACACGAAUUUUGGAGUGUUCUGGAACUUACCUGAAAUACAGAAAAAUUGGCGGGAAGUUACCGUUUGUGCUAGGUCUGGUUUUAUACAUGUAUUUCCCCCUUUUUCUCGUGUGGUUUCUGAAAUAUGUCCAUGAAAUCACAUUUAGAGGUAGUUCAAGCUAUCAUGAAUUCCUGAACUUUUCAAUCAGCGACAUGGAAGGUCAUAUUCAAGUAGCUGAAAAUAAGGAAAGUUGGAUUUUUUAUAAUCCUGUACAUAUUGGAACCAUUAUAACAAAUGCUUUUAACUCUUGCUGUGUAAAAUGCCCUAUUUGGUCUUCAAGAAUUGUUAGAAUUACUUUCUUUUUCGUAAGCAUAUCAAUCAUCGCUCUAAAGGUACUACUGCAUGGACUAAUGCAAUACAGCGACAUAGUUGCAAGUGUAAAGAAAGGUGUACCCAACGAUUUCCAGUCCAUGUUGGCGGGAUACGAGCUGAGCAGUAAAAAUUUUCUUGGAGUGUUUGGGGGACCUUUCCUAGCGUGUCUGUUAUACGCCGUGUGUUUCAUAUUAAGUACAUGUGUUCCCUCCGACCUGGCAACAUUUCUUGCAAAAGGACUGGUUGAGAACAAAAAUGAAGUCACAUCCCCUCUAAAAAUUAAUGCAUUUGUUCGAGUGAAAUUUGGAGCCAUGAAAACAACAGAACCUGUAAAUGGGUACGAAAAAAUAUUCCGUGUCUUUCUAUCUCAGCUUUUUAUGGUUCUGAACCCAUCUUUCUGGAAAUUUGCUGCAAUCACACAGAUUAGGCGUUGGAGUAAGUACAGUCUUCACGCAUGGAGGAAAUCCGCAUUUAUUGGAAGAAUAUUUCUUUUCAUAACACCUCUGUAUGUUUUGUUUUCUGUCUUGGAACUAGCGUUGUGCCUUUUGCUUUAUGGAAUCCCAUUGAUUAGUUUCAUUAUGACGAUAGCACGUGCAUACGUCAUUGAACCUUGGCGGGAUCUAGACAUAAGUGCCCCUUUAAAAGUAAUAUGCUGUCUUUUUGCGUUCUGCUUUGUGGCGUUCAGCAAUUACAUGUUCAGUAUAAUAUUUGUCGACAGCUUCAUCUUUAUUUGCGGAGUGUUUGUGUAUACAUACACUGGGUUAUUUGCGCACCCAGAGGUAACUUAUGGAUACCUUAUAUUUUCUUUUACGGUCCUUAUGUACAUGUUCGACAGCCUUAAUGACAUUUCGAAGUUUUACGACAAUAUAUUCCUGCAUACCAGAAAAAUAUGCAAGAAAAUACACAAGUAUGGUCAAUAUCCAGAUAUAGCUUUGUUCAAAAGGGAGGAAGAAUGCAAAGGCAUCCCGAAGAAUCUUUUCUUUUUAAUUGUGAAGAAGUACAGGCCCAUCAGACAACAGGUUUUUAUAUCUCUCUUAAAAUUAAGCGUGAUUGUCCUUGUUUUAUAUAUUUCUGUUGAUCUCUUGUUAGAAUUCUCCGUAUCUAAGAACUUAAGUUUACUUACACAGGCUGCAGCCACUAUUAUUGUGUGUCUUGUACCAAAGGUUUUAGGAGACUCAUGCUCUAUGUUUAAGAAACGAAGGCAUCACAGUCAGUCGCGGGAAAUUAAGAGGAUCAUACACGAGUUUUAUCUUCAUUCCACAGACGGAGGCAGCCAAGGAGGUCCAUCAAAUUUAGAAGUUUUGUAGACAGUGUUAGAUUUUUUUCCAAGAGCACUUGUCCAAACAAUCGAAUACACUUUAAGUAAAACUGUAUUAUGGAAUUAUUCUUCGUUAGUUGAAGUCGUGAAAUUAUAUCACAAAAUCAAUAGUUUA
This is a messenger RNA of Saccostrea cuccullata (small rock oyster), 2523 nucleotides long. RefSeq lists its product as uncharacterized. The record is from RefSeq and is a predicted model, not a curated record. The transcript has a single exon. Bases 31 to 2397 code for a protein of 788 amino acids. NCBI's taxonomy places the organism in Eukaryota, Metazoa, Mollusca, Bivalvia, Ostreida, Ostreidae.